GCUGGGCGGCGGCGCGGCCGAGCGGUGCGGCGAGCGGCGCGGCGGGGACCGGCAUCGGGAUCGGGAUGGGGACGGCGACAGCGCCCGAGCGGAGGGCAGGGCCGACGCGGGCCGGCGGCAGCGGGGCUGGCUGGCCUGGUAUCCCCAGCUGCACAUCCUCCUCCUGCACCUGCUUCUCAUCUACAUCUCUGUGCCCUCCUCAUCUGCCUCUUCCCCGUCUUGCUCACCACAUUUCUAUACCUGAACUUCUGCUCGCGGUGCCAAGCAGCAGAGGGGCUGAAGCACGGGGCAAGGACCAGCGCUGGUAUGAGGAGGCACUUGCUGAUGCUCACCCUGUCAUCAUCUACCUGCACGGCUGUGAGGGGACCAGGGCUGUGAGCCACUGUGUCCAGUUCUUGAAGAUCUACCGCCAGUUCCCAGGUUGUGAGUACUUCAUCUUGGACUUGUUGGCUCUGCGCAACAUGUUCUUCUGCAGUGACAAGAAUGUGAAGGUGCUGACCUGCCCGCUCCUCAUCCUGCAUGCAGAAGAUGAUGCUGUCCUACCUCUGCACCUGGGCCACAAGCUCUUUGAGACUGCUCACAGCACCUACAAGGACAAAACCAAGGUGAAGUUCAUUACCUUUCCCAAGAAGCUAGGCCUGGGCCACAACUACAUCUCAUUCAGCCUGGAGCUGCCCACCCUGGUGAAAAACUUCUUGGACAUUUAGUGAUGCCACCUGCCGCGUGCAGCAGCAACCACAAGCACUGCCUCAAACCGCCACCAGGAACCCCUCGUGGCACUGAAAUUACUGCUGUAAUAAAAACUACUGAGAAACUUC
Molecule: messenger RNA, 818 nt
Organism: Falco peregrinus (peregrine falcon)
Lineage: Eukaryota; Metazoa; Chordata; Aves; Falconiformes; Falconidae
Product: lysophosphatidylserine lipase ABHD12-like
Exons: 8
Coding region: 66-707 (213 amino acids)
Source: RefSeq, a predicted model, not a curated record